UCCUUUGAUAAGAUUAAAAUAUGUACCAAAAUCUGGAGGAGCAAUUAAAGCUGAAGAGCUCAAGCAUCAUAAAGAAACGCAAUUUUGAUCGCAUAAGAAUUGGAGCAGGUAUUUUGGAUACUCUUGUUAAAAAAAUAGUGUUCGACGAUAAACAACAAUGGCGGAAAAUUGAACAUUUAUAUACUCAAAGAUUUUAUAGAUUUCCGGCUUAUAACUUGGCGAUUGUGAAAGUUAACAAUGAUUGGGUCUUUAACGAAUUUGUUAACAAAAUUCCUUAUACAAAGUGGAACCAAGACUUUGAUGGUGUUUGUGUCGGAACUGGAGUAAGGACAAUAAAGAGUUGGUCGAAGAACAAACAUCUCUUUGCGGUGAAUUUUCAUUUGGUCGCCAGAAGAACUUGCGAGCAAAAUUUACUUAGAAGUUGCUUGUUAUAUUAUUGUACAGAAUAUGAUAUAAAAAAGUUAUCUUCCACUAACAGGAUUGCUGUCGUCAAAUCUUAG
Messenger RNA from Vanessa tameamea, 500 nucleotides. RefSeq lists its product as uncharacterized. Lineage: Eukaryota; Metazoa; Arthropoda; Insecta; Lepidoptera; Nymphalidae. The coding region runs from base 21 to 500 and encodes 159 amino acids. Gene Ontology annotation, biological process: proteolysis. Gene Ontology annotation, molecular function: serine-type endopeptidase activity. The transcript is spliced from 5 exons. The record is from RefSeq and is a predicted model, not a curated record.